This is a messenger RNA of Orussus abietinus, 1739 nucleotides long. RefSeq names its product 8-oxo-dGDP phosphatase NUDT18. Bases 125 to 1120 code for a protein of 331 amino acids. The record is from RefSeq and is a predicted model, not a curated record. NCBI's taxonomy places the organism in Eukaryota, Metazoa, Arthropoda, Insecta, Hymenoptera, Orussidae. The transcript is spliced from 4 exons. Gene Ontology annotation, molecular function: 8-oxo-GDP phosphatase activity; magnesium ion binding; 8-oxo-dGDP phosphatase activity.
UACCGCGGAACGCCUGCAACGGGACACUUAUGAUCAGGGCUAUGUCCCGUAACUGUACUGUAAGGUUAACGUGUUAAUGAUUUCGUAUUUUUGCAGUUACUUUAAUCGACUCUAAUUAUUGAAAAUGCCGGACGUAAUUGAAGAUAAAAUUCGAUUGGUGCUCGCCGGGCAAAACCUGAAUGACGAUGACUUCUGCGAUUUUUCCCUGGAGCAGCAAAAUGAAGCACUGGAGGUGAAAGGGAUUCAACCAAUGUCAAGCUCCGAUUAUACACCGAUUUGUCAGAAGACAGUGACAUACAUUGUUGCAGCUGUAAUCGUUAAUGACCAGGAUGAGGUACUUAUGAUGCAGGAAGCAAAGCCUUCCUGUGCUGGGGAAUGGUAUCUUCCUGCGGGACGAGUAGAAAAGAAUGAAACUUUGGUGGAAGCUGUAAAGCGAGAAGUGUUAGAAGAGACUGGCCUAAUUAUGGAACCAAAGACGUUAUUAAUGGUUGAAUGUGUAAGUGGGUCUUGGUUUCGUUUUGUAAUGACCGGGGAGAUAUUGGGAGGAACAAUAAAGACUCCAGAACAGGCCAAUGAAGAAGCUCUGCAAGCUAGCUGGGUGCAAAAGGUAGAAGAUCUGUCUCUAAGAGCUAAAGACAUCCUGCCUUUAAUUCAAAAGGCGAGGGAAUACACUAAAAGCAAGGGUAUUCCAUGGCAUCCAAGUGUUCUGCCAAUGGUACAGUCUCGAGCCAAGCUUUACUUGAGAUUAAUUGUUUGCAUCAAGAAAAAGGCAACGAAUAGAUUGCACGUUCUGAUAUCAGAGAAAUCUGCCCUUCACUUACCAAUUGCUGAGAUCAAUCCUGGUCGCAAUGUGCAUUCGACACUGCACAGAUUCAUGGUGGAUAUAUUUGGAGACAGUGUACCACAACACAGGCCACAUGGAUUACUCUCCGUUGAAUUCAGUGGUGGUCAGAGUGGAGAUGGUGUAUGUCUCACUUUAUUAGUUUCUUUUAAACCUCCAUUAGAAGAGGUCCCAAUCUUUGGAAAAUACAUUUGGCACGAGCUUGCCCAAAGUUUGGCAGAAUCACUGACUGCACGCUUGCCACGAAACAUGACAGUGCCACUAAAUGUUAUCCGCUGAAAUUACAUUGCAUCCUUCAGGACGGGUAUUAAAAGCUGGUAGUAAUCAAAGAAGGAACUCGAAUUCGUUCCGCUAAAUUAAAUUAUACCAAAAAAGGAUGAAAAUGAGGGACAUGAUCCUCUGCACUUUAAGAAACCAUAGUACAAUUAGCCCAUUGCUAGAAUCAUGUACGCUACAAGAAUGUUCAUUGUUUGUCAGUAUUGCACAAACAUAAACGCGUGUAGAUUCGGACUCAGUACCGUUGUAAUUAAUAUUUUUUUAUCACUAAUCACUACUAUGGCAUGCAAUUGAUGUAGUUAGAAACAUGACACUAGAGUUUAGAAGUUAUUUACAAUUUCUUUUAUAUCAAAUCACAAUACUAUGUUUAUAGUAGUCACACUUUAAAAUCUUUACACGAGAGAUUAUACAUUUUUAAUUAACAUGUCAGGUACAUGGUUAAUGGUUUUAAUUAUUUCACUAGUUAUUUAAUUAUCUAGCAAACUGUGCACAACCUUUCAAAGGGUUUUCCAGUAUUUAUCACAUGGCUAGCAUAUUUAAUUAUCAAGCAAUUGAUGUUAACUAGUGAUACUAACUCAAUCUAAUCAACAUUCCGAAGUAAUAUAUAUUAUUAUUAGACUUA